UGUCAGUUAUGUCACUUGUGACUAGUGGUUUUGACAAAAUUGAAUAAACACCGGCAACGAUGUUAUUUCGAAUUUCUAUACUCUAAUUAAUUACAGUAUCAAGAUUCGCAAUAGUCUGCUUUAUUAAAUGAAAUUUGGCAAAAUAAGAGAAAAUGGUGUUAGCACAUAAUAUUUCUAAUAGUAAGAGGACAACUGACGUGCAAAUAUAUCAAGAUGUAACAUUCGACACCAUGCUUCUCUGUAAUAAUACUUUAAAUGGGCUAAAAGAAGCAGGUUUUUUCAAACCUUCUCCAAUACAAUUACAUGGUAUUCCUUUAGGAAAGUGUGGAUUUGAUUUGAUGCUAGAAGCUAAGUCAGGAACUGGCAAAACUGCCGUCUUUACCAUAAUUGCGUUAGAGAAAUUAGACCUUAACAAGGGCAUACAGGUUAUUAUUCUUGCACCAACACGUGAAAUAGCUUCUCAAAUUUGUGAUGUUUUGAAACAAAUAGGGUGCAAAUAUGAUGGCUUAUGUGUAGAAGUUGUAAUGGGAGGUCUACCAAUACAAGAUGAUAUAAAUAAAUUUAAAGAAAAAAAUGCACACAUUGUUGUUGGUAGUCCAGGACGGCUCAAACAUCUUAUUCAAGACAAACAUAUUAAUACAAAUUCAGUUAGAUUAUUAAUUCUUGAUGAAGCUGACAAAUUAAUGGAAAAGAGCUUCUUGGCAGACAUAAAGUUCAUACAUUCUUUUCUACCUAACCAAAAACAGGUAAUAUUAAGUAGUGCUACAUAUCCGGAAAACUCGAAAGAGCUCAUUAAUCAAUUUGUUUAUGAUGCACAACACAUCUGCCCAAACAGUAAUUGUGUCCUAUUAGGAGUGUCCCAGAAAAUUACAUAUGUUAAAUAUAAUAACAACAUUGUAAAACAAACAGAGUUCAGAUUCAAAGAAUUAUUAAAAAUUUUAACAAAAAUACAAUUUAAGCAAUGUUUAAUAUUCUGUAAUUAUCAAACUAGAGUAGGAGAUUUACAUAAAAUGUUGACUAGAGAAAAGUGGCCGGCAGAACAGCUUUAUGGUAAACAAGAGCAAACUGAACGCUUAGAUGCUAUUAAAACUUUACAAGAAUAUAAAUGUAGGCUUCUUAUAUCUACAGAUUUAGCAGCUCGUGGUAUUGAUGCAUCAAAUGUAGAUCUAGUCAUCAAUUUCGAACCUCCCUUUGAAUGGCAAACUUAUUUGCACAGAAUAGGAAGAGCUGGAAGGUAUGGAUCUUAUGGCAUGGCUGUCACUAUACUUAGUGAAGGUGUGGAAGAAAAAAAAUUUUUCAAUUUACUAGAAGCUUUUAAAAUAUCUGAUAACUUAACACCUCUUUGGAAUGGGGAUAAUACAAAUAAGGAUGUUGAUAUACCACCAACCAUUGAACCUUUAAUGUCUGAAAAUACAUCAAUGUCUAAAAUUACAGAAGAUAAUAUUUAUAUGGACUUUUGGGAAAUUCUAUGUGAAAAUAAAGAAAAACUAGAAGUAAACAAAAGUGUAGAAAGCUUUGGGGAGUUAUUUAAUUCAUUUGAGAAACUAGAAGUUGACAAUAUUAAAUCAUUUUUUGAUUUGCUUAUGUCUUUUAACAACAAUAAUUUACCAGACCCUAAUGAAAAUUGCAUUUGUCAGUAUAAAUGUAUUGAUACACCAAAUAUACCAGUUAAAGAUUACCUUAAAAGAUUAAAUAUUGUAAAAGAGAGUAUUCUCAAUUCCUCCAAAAAAAAAUCUACUGAGUUAAGUAUCGAAGAUCAAAAAAAACUAGAUGAUAGUCAUGAUAAAAAUCUUACAAUUACUGAAAUAGAUAUAGAAAACGAUAAACAUACUUCAGGCACACCAAUGACUGCUUAUAAUAAUGAUAACAAGAACUUUCUACUCAAUAAUAGCAGAUAUAUUGAAAAUAAAAAUAAAGGACUAAAUAACGAAGCAAACAAAUGUAGUGACAUUCUAGAUUUAGGACUUCCAGAUGCUUUUAGUAGCUCAAAAAAUAAACCAAGAUUUCUUAAAGAUUCUAAAGCAACAGUAAUGAAAGGUACUGAAGAUAAAAAGAAAUACAGUUCUAAUGAAUAUCUAAGAAAUAGAAAAGAAUAUGUUUUAAAAAGUUCAGAUUCUGAAUUUAAUGUAACUAAAAUGUCCAAACAAAAGUUUAUGUGUAAUAGAAGAAAAAGUUCCAAUAGAUCUAAUUAUAAUUGCAAAUCUGAAGAUUCAUCUUCUGAUCUUAGUAGUGAAGAUUAUCAUGAAUGUAGUCAAAAAAAUACUGAAACAAAUUCGUAUACAAACUGGUAUAAUCAACUAAAAUUUAAUGUUAAACAGAUUGAAAUAGUGACUUACAUUGAUGAACUUAGUAAACUUUAGA
Molecule: messenger RNA, 2361 nt
Organism: Nymphalis io (European peacock)
Lineage: Eukaryota; Metazoa; Arthropoda; Insecta; Lepidoptera; Nymphalidae
Product: probable ATP-dependent RNA helicase DDX20
Exons: 3
Coding region: 153-2360 (735 amino acids)
Biological process (GO): spliceosomal snRNP assembly
Cellular component (GO): SMN complex
Molecular function (GO): RNA helicase activity; RNA binding; ATP binding
Source: RefSeq, a predicted model, not a curated record